Acanthosepion pharaonis is the source of this 993-nucleotide messenger RNA. The record is from the annotation of a GenBank genome assembly. Lineage: Eukaryota; Metazoa; Mollusca; Cephalopoda; Sepiida; Sepiidae.
AUGUUAUUUGCCUCCCCGACUCCUCAAUUGUUAAGCGUCAAGUGCGUUACCCCCACCCCCGGCCCGGCCGUUUCCCUCAUUCUUCAUAUUUUGUUAGUUUUAUUCAUUUUCCUUCGUCAUUUCUUCAACAUUUUCUUCUUUAUUCCUCUUUUUUCUUUUCUUUUUCAUCGUACCUUUCCUUCUUUGUUUUUCGUCAUAGGUUUCAUUCCAUUUUAUCUUUUCUUUCUCCAUUCUUAUCAGAUCUUUUCUUUCUCCUUUUUUCAUAUCUUCUGUCUUUCCUUUUCCACUAUAUUGCCUUCCCUUGUUUUUCAUCAUAUACCUAUUUUCUUUCUUUCUUUCUUUCUUUCUUUCUUUCUUUCUUUCUUUCUUUCUUAUCAAAUCUCUUCUUUCUCCCUUUACACUAAAUUUUCUCUUUCUCUUUCUUAUCAUACAUCUUUUCUUUCGACUUUUUCGUCACAAAUUUAUUCCCUUUUCUUUCAUUAUAUCAUUUCACUUCUUUUAUUAUAUUGCAUUUCUUCAAUUGUUCUUCAUUCUUUACAUUGUUUCUUUUUUUUCUUUCUUUUUUUUCCAUAUUCCAUGUUCGAACUCCUCUUUUUAUCUUAUUCUUUUUCUCUUUCAUUCUUUUUCUCUUUCAUUCUUUUUUCUUUUAUUAUUUUUCUCUUUCAUUCUUUUUACAUUGUUUAUGCUUUUUUUAAAAUUCAUUCUUCAUAUGUCUGUCUACGAUUUUAUCGUUCUCCCUCUGUCUUUUUCCUUAUUUCUUUUUUCUCUUUUUCUCUCUAUCCCAUACGUAUUUUCUGUUUCUUCUUCUCCUCUGAUGUCUGUCUACGAUUUUAUCGUUCCCCCUCUGUCUUUUUCCUUAUUUCUCUUUUUCUCUCUAUCCCAUACGUAUUUUCUCUUUCUUCUUCUCCUCUCUUUUUCAUACAGUCACACUUACUCUCCAAUAUUAACCCUUGCUCUCCUUUUUCUCCAAUUCACUUUCCGUCUCAGUUGUAA